AUGGAUAAAAAUUCAAGUAAAAACAAAAAUUUAACAAAUUACGAAAUGCAAUUAUUAAAAGCAAAACAGGUGGUAUCUAAACUUGAAAAACUAGAAAUUGAUUUUUAUUCUGAACUAAUAAAAUUAAAUAUUCUUAAAAGAAAUCCAAAUGUAGAUAUUUAUAAAAAAAUUAUAAAUGAAAUAUAA
Messenger RNA from Plasmodium relictum, 186 nucleotides. Its product is annotated as conserved Plasmodium protein, unknown function. Lineage: Eukaryota; Apicomplexa; Aconoidasida; Haemosporida; Plasmodiidae. Bases 1 to 186 code for a protein of 61 amino acids. The transcript is spliced from 3 exons. The record is from RefSeq and is a predicted model, not a curated record.